AUGACUGACCCUUCGCACAACUUAUCUAAAUGUGCAAGCAAGAUUUGGAUCGAAUACGUAGAGAAUGUAAAAGAUGUGAAUGAGUUUGUGAAUGGUAUCUUUUUGAUGCAAGCUGCAGUGCAAGAAUAUGAGAAUAGAUAUGUAAAUGCGGAUGACGAUGGGCAAUCACUGGUUGAUGCAGGGUUUAAGUUGGAUUUGCCUGUGCAAUUUUCUAUGAAAAUUGCACAGAUUCUCCUUUCUGAAUCGCCAAUUCUCAUCAACGGCCGGCCCUGUCAGUCUGUCGUAGAAGGGCUGACCAACUUCUACCUCUCGAGACUUUGGCAUAAGAAAUAUAACUGCCAAAGUAAUGAACUUUUUUCCAUAUUUACCGGGAAUUUGGAUGGAGGUGUGGGCAAAGUAGACCUAGAUGACACACCUCAAAUGAAGCUUAUCAAUUAUCUUAAGAAGGAUCUGCCCAAAUCGACCAUUAAACGACUUGACAUGAGACAGUUUGAAAUUACAAAGGAAUUUAUCGAUAAUGACAGCGUAUUGAAGGAUUUUGUUGCCAAAAACUGCCCAAAUCGUCCUAUUGAGACCAAUCUACACAGGGAUGAUAGGCUUGACCAUUUCACACCUUUUAUCCAGUACAAUCUCAAAUGCGCCCAGCGGGUUAUCCAAAAAACUACGGAAAUGGCGAACCAAUCUUCCCACUUUACCCACAAUCCCAAAUCAAAUGCCACCAGAUCUAGACGCAAGCACAGCAAUUAUAACAAUGGUAACGUGACAAAUGGUCGCAAAAUUGGAAAUAAUGAGGAAGAAAAUGGAAUGUAUGAACAAAAUUCUUACCUAAUGCAGCACCAAUUUACUCAGAUGCAAUCUAUGAACCAACAAAUGUGUAGACAAGUUAUACCGCAGAAAAACACUCAACAAGAAAAUUUUCAGGCCGAUGAAGCUUACAAUGGAAUUAAACGGAAGGAGGUGUCAAAUUAUCCAGGCGAUCUAUUAAUGGGUACAAAUAAAAGAAUGAAAGUUAUGGAUCCAGAGAUGGAGAAGUAUGAAUCUCUUAUUGGAGGAGAUAUUAGCGAAGAGAUCAUAAAUUGGGUCCUUAAAAUGAAGCUUUCGCACGUGGAAAAAGUACUGGAAACAGAUAUUGUGGGCCUAUAUGAUGUGAAGAAGAUGAUUAAGGAUAAAAUUAUUUAUCCAAUUUUGCGGCCUGAUUUACAUAAGGGGUUACACCGCGCUCCAAAGGGCAUUUUAUUUUUUGGCCCACCAGGUACAGGCAAAACAACACUAGCAAAAUGGAUUGCAAGCCAGUCAAACGCCACCUUCUUUGAGGUUAGUCCCAGUUCUAUAACAAGCAAGUAUCACGGAGAAACGGAGUCAAUAAUCCGUGCAUUGUUCAUGGUUGCAGAACUUAAUGCUCCAUCAGUAUUGUUUAUUGACGAAGUAGACAGUGUACUGGCAAAGAGAAAAGAUAACGAUGAAGACUAUUCCAUCAGGAUGAAGACACAAUUGCUACAGAUGAUGGAUGGGCUGACAAAUAAGACAGAUUCCAUAGUAAUAGUUGUUGCUGCCACUAAUCGACCGGAGAUAUUGGACGAUGCCGGUUUACGGCGUUUUACCAGAAGAAUACUCAUACCUUUGCCUAACCACGAGUCUAGGAUGCUAUUCAUUAGGAACAUUUUGACCAAACAUCAAACUAGUUCUUAUCUAAAGGAUGAACAUUUGGCAGAGAUUAGUGAUAAAACCGAGGGCUGGAGUGGGAGUGAUUUACUCAAUCUUUGCACAAAGGCAGCCGAAUUUUCCUACGAUGAAACGAUACAGAAACAUGGCGGAAUUGAGAAUGUACCAGAUUCAUCAGCCUUUAGGGCGAUCAGCAUUGAGGACCUUAGGAAAUCUUUGGAUCACAUAAAACCGUCGUCGCUCGCCAAUGACAAAUUGGAUGAUUGGGGGUCUUGUUUUGGAUCAAAAUAA
This is a messenger RNA of Babesia microti strain RI, 1953 nucleotides long. RefSeq names its product microtubule-severing ATPase. Gene Ontology annotation, molecular function: ATP binding; ATP hydrolysis activity. The transcript is spliced from 3 exons. Lineage: Eukaryota; Apicomplexa; Aconoidasida; Piroplasmida; Babesiidae. The coding region runs from base 1 to 1953 and encodes 650 amino acids. The record is from RefSeq and is a predicted model, not a curated record.